GGGGGGCGGCAUGGACGUGGGGGAGCUGCUCAGCUACCAGCCCAACAGAGGGACAAAACGACCCCGUGAAGAUGAGGACGAAGACGUCAAAGUGCGCCACAAGCCAGGCAGCGUGCGGGAGCGUGGCCGGCACCGGGAAGAGGAGGCCCCAGCAACAGAGGAGACGGACGACGAGAAGAAGCUCCUCCAAAUAAUUGAAAGGGGAGAGGAGGAAGAGGAGGAGGAGGAGCCUCUGGAUGAAAGCUCAGUCAAGAAGAUGAUUCUCACGUUUGAGAAGAGGUCUUACAAGAACCAGGAACUUCGGAUCAAGUUUCCUGACAAUCCUGAAAAGUUCAUGGAGUCGGAGCUGGACCUGAACGACAUCCUCCAGGAGAUGCACGUCAUUGCCACCAUGCCGGACCUGUACCACCUCCUGGUGGAACUGAACGCUGUCCACUCCCUCCUCGGGCUUCUUGGGCACGACAACACAGAUGUGUCCAUAGCUGUAGUGGAUCUUCUACAGGAGCUGACUGACAUCGACACCCUCCAUGAGAGUGAGGAAGGAGCAGAAGUCCUCAUAGACGCCCUGGUCGAAGGGCAGGUGGUGGCCUUGCUGGUGCAAAACCUAGAGCGUCUGGAUGAAGGCAUCAAGGAAGAAGCAGACGGCGUCCACAACACGUUGGCCAUCAUUGAGAACAUGGCGGAGUUCCGGCCAGAGAUGUGUUCCGAUGCUGCUCAGCAGGGCCUCAUGCAGUGGCUCCUCAAGAGGCUGAAGGCCAAGAUGCCUUUUGAUGCCAACAAGCUGUAUUGCAGCGAAGUGCUGGCCAUUCUCCUCCAGAACAAGGACGACAACAGGGAGUUGCUUGGGGAACUGGACGGGAUCGAUGUGCUGCUUCAGCAGUUGUCGGUGUUCAAGCGCCACAACCCGAGCACGGCGGAGGAGCAGGAGAUGAUGGAGAACCUGUUCGACUCUCUUUGCUCCUCUCUGAUGCUGAGCUCCAACCGGGACCGCUUCCUGAAGGGGGAGGGAUUGCAGCUGAUGAACCUCAUGCUCAGGGAAAAGAAAAUCUCCAGAAGCAGCGCCUUGAAAGUGCUGGAUCACGCUAUGAUUGGGCCGGAGGGAGCAGACAACUGCCACAAAUUCGUGGACAUCCUUGGCCUGAGGACCAUCUUCCCACUCUUCAUGAAGUCUCCAAAGAAAAUCAAGAAGGUCGGCUCCUCGGAGAAGGAGCACGAAGAACACAUCUGCUCCAUCCUCGCUUCUCUCCUGAGGAACCUCAGAGGACAGCAGAGGACCCGUCUGCUCAACAAGUUUACAGAGAAUGACAGCGAGAAGGUGGAUAGACUGAUGGAGCUGUAUUUCAAGUACCUGGACGCGAUGCAGGCAGCCGAUAAGAAGAUAGAAGGCGAAAAGCACGACAUGGUGCGCCGUGGCGAGAUCAUAGACGAUGACCUGGAAGACGAGUUUUACCUGCGCCGCCUGGACGCCGGCCUCUUUGCCCUCCAGCUCAUCUGCUACAUCAUGGCGGAGAUCUGCAGUAGCAACAUCGCCCAGAUCCGCCAGAGAGUCCAUCAGAUCCUGAACAUGCGGGGAAGCUCCAUCAAGAUUGUUCGGCACAUCAUCAAAGAGUAUGCAGAGAACAUCGGAGACGGGAAAAACCCAGAAUACCAGGAGAGCGAGCAGAAGCGGAUUGCGGAGCUGCUGGAGAAUUUCUGAGGGCCCCGUUGGUCGCCUUCCCCUUGGACGUAUCC
Euleptes europaea (tarantolino) is the source of this 1731-nucleotide messenger RNA. RefSeq names its product catenin beta like 1 (gene CTNNBL1). Gene Ontology annotation, cellular component: spliceosomal complex. Lineage: Eukaryota; Metazoa; Chordata; Lepidosauria; Squamata; Sphaerodactylidae. The record is from RefSeq and is a predicted model, not a curated record. Bases 11 to 1696 code for a protein of 561 amino acids. The transcript has 16 exons.